UUUCUAUAAAACUACAAAUCAAAAUGUAUAAAUCUGUAACAAUUUUUUAUGCGAUUUUUACAUGUUCAUCUUUUGCUUUAUCAAUUUCGAAAGAAAAUGAUAUAAAAGUGAUAGUUGAUGUAAUUCAAUCUUUCAAUAAACCAUCUGAUGUCAUUUCAAAUGUAUGCUGGACAAAUACUACUAUAAAGAAAUUAACAAUAACUCUGACACAAGCAAAUAAUCCAAGAUCUAUAAAAUUUGUAAAUGCCUUACAUGAUAACGAUCUUGUUUAUCCAGAAAAGAUUAUAUUUUUGAUAGACGUCAGUUGCAAAGAAACUAAAGAGUUUUUAAAUGAAGCUGCAUCACGAAAAUAUUUUGGGAGACCUCAUAGAUGGUUUAUAAUUAACAGACCAGCAAACGAAGUCAGCGUACCUCUUGAAAUAGAUAACAUGCAUAUGCUACCAGAUUCUGAAGUUUAUGUCAUGCAGUUAAUAAAUAAUAGCUACAGCAUUAAUUUGAUAUACAAAAUACAGCCAAACCGUGAAUGGAUAAUCGAAAACUACGGUAACUGGUCAACCGACAACGGUCUCACCAUUUCAAGACGCGCCGAGGAGGUGGCGUUAGUCAUGAGACGGAGGGAUCUUGGAAGGGCCAGCAUCGUCACGUCCAUGGUGAUUAGUGACAACGGCUCCUUUGCCGAUUUGGAGCACUUACAAUAUAAGCAAAUAGACACAGUCGCAAAAAGCGGCUACCACCAGCUGACUGCACUCUACGAGUUCAUGAACGCGACCAGAGAGUUUAUCCUUACGGACCAAUGGGGAUAUCGCGUCAACGGGACUUGGCAUGGAAUGGUUGGACAUUUGGCUGACGGAACAGCAGAGAUUGCAGGCGCAGUACUGUUUAUAACGAAAGAACGUAUGCCGCUUGUAGAAUACAUGUCUCACCCCAUGGCAUCGUCGAUCAAGUUUUUAUUCCGGGAGCCGCCACUGUCCUAUCAGAAUAAUUUGUAUUUGUUACCGUUUCAUGCUUCUGUAUGGUAUUGUAUAGGGUCAUUUGUGAUGGUCCUGAUUGUUGCCAUGUACAUUAGUGCAUAUUGGGAGGCGAAGAAGGUUGCGGAAGAGCAGAAAGCCGAAGAUACAACAGUCUUGGUUCCAACUAUAAGCGACGUGACUGUUUUUGUGAUGUGCGCUAUUUCUCAGCAAGGAAGCACGGUGGAGCUUAAGGGUAUGCUAGGCCGCUUCGUGAUCCUAAUCCUAUUCCUAGUAUUCCUCUUCCUCUACACGGCAUAUUCUGCAAGCAUCGUGGUUCUGCUGCAAGCUAGUUCCAACCAAAUACGUACGCUCACUGAUUUGCUGAAUUCCAAACUGGAGCUUGGGGUUGAAGAUACGCCUUAUAAUAGAUACUGGUUUAUGAAUGAGAAAGAACCAAUAAGACGAGCAAUUUACGAGAAAAAAAUAGCUCCGAGUGGAUCAAAACCCAAGUUCUUUGAUCUGACUGAAGGAGUACUCCAGCUACAAAAGAAACCAUUUGCCCUCAACUGUAACUUGGGAGUGGCAUACAAAGUGAUGGAGAAAUAUUUCUACGAGCAUGAAAAAUGUGGACUUCAGGAAAUUUCAUAUCUACAGGAUAAUAAUCCAUGGCAAGCAGUUAGAAAAGGGUCACCUUAUAGGGAGAUUUUUAAGAUAGGCCUGCUCAGAAAUGCCGAGUUCGGCCUGAACGACCGCACCAACCGGAUCAUGUACUCCAAGAAACCGGUCUGCUCCGUCCGCGGAGGCAGCUUCGUAUCUGUGUCACUCGUCGACUGCUAUCCUAUUCUACUGCUUCUUCUGUAUGGGAUGAUACUAGGAGUGGUGUUGCUGCUGGUUGAAAUAUUGCAUCAUCGAAAGAUUUUGCACACGCGACCUUGUGGGGGUGGAAAUAAUCAGAGACUACUUGUAGACACCACACCUCGGUCUGAGCUUGCUGACUAUUAA
Messenger RNA from Cydia amplana, 1952 nucleotides. RefSeq names its product ionotropic receptor 75a-like. Bases 24 to 1952 code for a protein of 642 amino acids. The record is from RefSeq and is a predicted model, not a curated record. Gene Ontology annotation, cellular component: membrane. Gene Ontology annotation, molecular function: ligand-gated monoatomic ion channel activity. The transcript is spliced from 11 exons. NCBI's taxonomy places the organism in Eukaryota, Metazoa, Arthropoda, Insecta, Lepidoptera, Tortricidae.